This is a messenger RNA of Alosa sapidissima (American shad), 3660 nucleotides long. RefSeq names its product ATPase plasma membrane Ca2+ transporting 3b (gene atp2b3b). Gene Ontology annotation, biological process: regulation of cytosolic calcium ion concentration; calcium ion transmembrane transport. The transcript is spliced from 19 exons. Lineage: Eukaryota; Metazoa; Chordata; Actinopteri; Clupeiformes; Clupeidae. Gene Ontology annotation, molecular function: ATP binding; ATP hydrolysis activity; PDZ domain binding. The annotation marks the transcript as partial. The record is from RefSeq and is a predicted model, not a curated record. Gene Ontology annotation, cellular component: intracellular membrane-bounded organelle; membrane.
GGCCUGUCGGGGCAUCCUGCGGACCUCGAGAAGCGCGGGCAGGCGUUCGGCCAGAACUUCAUCCCCCCGAAGAAGGCCAAAACCUUCCUGGCGCUGGUGUGGGAGGCGCUCCAGGACGUCACCCUAAUCAUCCUGGAGAUCGCUGCCAUCAUCUCCCUGGCCCUGUCCUUCUACCAGCCACCAGGGGAUGAGACCGAAGCCUGCGGGAACGUGCAAAGUGGCGCGGAGGACGAGGGCGAGGCGGAGGCGGGCUGGAUCGAGGGGGCGGCCAUCCUGCUGUCUGUCAUCUGUGUGGUGCUGGUGACGGCCUUCAACGACUGGAGCAAGGAGAAGCAGUUCCGCGGGCUGCAGAGCCGCAUCGAGCAGGAGCAGCGGUUCGCCGUGGUGCGCAAUGGCAACGUCAUCCAGAUCCCCGUGGCUGAGAUGGUGGUUGGGGACAUGGCCCAGGUUAAAUACGGUGACCUCCUGCCAGCCGAUGGUAUCCUGGUUCAAAGCAACGACCUGAAGAUUGAUGAGAGCUCCCUAACGGGGGAGUCUGAUCAUGUCCGCAAGUCUGCCGAUAAGGACCCAAUGCUCCUCUCUGGCACCCAUGUGAUGGAGGGCUCGGGGAGGAUGCUGGUGACGGCUGUGGGAGUGAACUCUCAGACUGGGAUCAUCUUCACUCUGCUCGGAGCCGGAGAGGGAGAGGAGGAGAAGAAGGAGAAGAAAGGCAAGCAACCAGAUGCGGCAGUGGAGACCAAUCAGAAUAAAGCCAAGAAGCAGGACGGAGCCGUUGCCAUGGAGAUGCAGCCUCUGAAGAGCGCGGAAGGCGGCGAGGUGGAGGACGGCACGAAGAAGAAAACCAGCGUGCCCAAGAAGGAGAAGUCCGUCCUGCAGGGCAAGCUGACCAAGUUGGCCGUGCAGAUAGGCAAAGCAGGUCUGGUCAUGUCGGCCAUUACGGUGAUCAUCCUGGUUUUGUACUUUGUGAUUGAGACGUUUGUGGUGGAAGGCCGUCAGUGGCUUGCGGAGUGCACACCAGUCUACGUUCAGUACUUUGUGAAGUUCUUCAUCAUCGGAGUGACUGUGUUGGUGGUGGCUGUACCCGAGGGCCUGCCCCUGGCUGUGACCAUCUCUCUCGCUUACUCUGUGAAGAAAAUGAUGAAGGACAACAACUUGGUGCGCCACCUGGAUGCCUGCGAGACCAUGGGCAACGCCACAGCCAUCUGCUCCGACAAGACCGGCACACUGACCACCAACCGCAUGACUGUGGUGCAGGCCUAUAUGGGUGACCAGCACUUCCGAGAGGUGCCAGACCCCAGCCAGGUCAACGCCAACAUUCUUGAGACCCUUGUCAGUGCUAUCGCCGUCAACAGUGCCUACACCUCCAAGAUCAUGCCGCCUGAUGUCGAGGGCGGCCUGGCCAAGCAGGUGGGCAACAAGACUGAGUGUGGCUUGCUGGGCUUCGUGCUGGACCUGAAGCGGGACUACGCCCCCGUGAGGGAGCAGAUCCCCGAGGAGAAGCUCUACAAGGUGUACACCUUUAACUCCGUCCGCAAGUCCAUGAGCACCGUCAUCCAGCUGCCUGACCGCUCCUUCCGCCUCUACAGCAAAGGAGCCUCCGAGAUUCUGCUCAAGAAGUGUUCGUCCAUUGUGGGUACCGGUGGCGAUGCGCGUGGUUUCCGACCACGAGACCGCGAGGAGAUGGUAAAGAAGGUGAUUGAGCCCAUGGCUUGCGAAGGCCUCCGGACCAUCUGCAUCGCCUACCGGGACUUCCCUGCCAACCCCGAGCCCGACUGGGAUCAGGAGGCAGACAUAGUCACCGAUCUCACCUGCAUCUGCGUGGUGGGGAUCGAGGAUCCUGUUCGACCUGAGGUUCCCGACGCCAUCCGCAAAUGCCAGCGAGCGGGCAUCACCGUCCGCAUGGUGACAGGCGACAACAUCAACACGGCCCGUGCCAUCGCGGCCAAGUGCGGCAUCAUCCAGCCCGGCGAUGACUUCCUGUGUAUCGACGGCAAGGAAUUCAACCGGCGAAUCAGGAACGAGAAAGGAGAGAUUGAACAGGAAAGGAUUGACAAGAUCUGGCCCAAGCUGAGAGUUCUGGCUCGGUCAUCCCCUACUGACAAACACACUCUAGUCAAAGGCAUCAUUGACAGCACUGUUUUGGAGCAGAGGCAAGUGGUGGCUGUGACUGGAGAUGGAACCAACGAUGGACCCGCUCUUAAGAAAGCAGAUGUAGGGUUUGCUAUGGGCAUUGCCGGUACGGACGUGGCCAAGGAGGCUUCUGACAUCAUCUUGACAGACGACAAUUUCUCCAGCAUCGUGAAAGCCGUGAUGUGGGGGAGGAACGUGUACGACAGCAUCUCCAAGUUCCUGCAGUUCCAGCUCACUGUCAACGUGGUGGCUGUCAUAGUGGCUUUUACAGGGGCCUGCAUCACACAGGACUCUCCUCUGAAGGCGGUGCAGAUGCUGUGGGUGAACCUGAUCAUGGACACCUUCGCCUCCCUAGCUCUGGCCACUGAGCCGCCCACCGAGUCCCUGCUGCUGCGGAAGCCCUACGGCCGCAACAACCCGCUCAUCUCCCUCACCAUGAUGAAGAACAUCCUGGGCCACGGCAUCUACCAGCUCGUCAUCAUCUUCACUUUGCUUUUCGUUGGUGAGAAGAUCUUCAACAUCGACAGCGGCCGCAACGCCCCCCUCCACUCGCCUCCCUCCGAGCACUACACCAUCAUCUUCAACACCUUCGUCCUUAUGCAGCUCUUCAACGAGAUCAACGCCCGCAAGAUCCACGGCGAGAGGAAUGUCUUUGACGGCAUCUUCAGCAACCCCAUAUUCUGCAGCAUCGUGCUGGGAACAUUCGGUAUUCAGAUCGUGAUUGUCCAGUUUGGAGGGAAGCCGUUCAGCUGUGCACCCCUAAAUGUGGAACAGUGGCUGUGGUGUCUCUUCGUUGGUGUAGGGGAGCUUCUCUGGGGACAGUUGAUCGCCACUGUACCAACCCACCGCCUGAAGUGUCUGAAGGAGGCGGGCCACGGGCCGGGCACAGACGAGAUGACGGAGGACGAGCUGGCCGACGACGAGGAGGAGAUCGACCACGCGGAGAGGGAGCUGAGGAGGGGCCAGAUCCUCUGGUUCAGGGGCCUCAACCGUAUCCAGACUCAGAUGAGAGUGGUGAAAGCGUUCCGUAAUGAAGGCAUCGAAAAACCCGAAUCCAGGAACUCCAUCCACAACUUCAUGGCCCACCCCGAGUUUCUCAUCAACGACUUCAUCCACAACAUCCCAUUGAUCGACGACACCGACCUCGAGGAGACAGAGUCUGACCUCUCCAAGCACAACCACCACCUGCACUACCAACAGCAGUACACCAACGUCCACCCGGCUCUGCGUAAGCCCCCACCGCCACCACCCCCCCAGCCACAGCAGCGCACGCGACCCCGCCCCUACCGCCAGUAUAGCCUACCCGUCACCCCCAACCGCAACAACAACAACAACAACGACGCCAUCGAGCACGGGCGGGGGGCCCUCCCGACAAACCCCUCCACCCAUCACUGGACCUCCAUGACCCGACAGCAGGGCUGCCCUCUCCUCAGUCUGGAGACCUCGUUAUGACUGCCACCCCUCCACACUGGGUGACUCGUAUGAAAAAAAAAAAAGAAGAAAUCUAUUUAAAAGUAUUUAAAAACAAAC